Molecule: messenger RNA, 1708 nt
Organism: Coffea eugenioides
Lineage: Eukaryota; Viridiplantae; Streptophyta; Magnoliopsida; Gentianales; Rubiaceae
Product: dehydrodolichyl diphosphate synthase 2-like
Biological process (GO): response to cold; plastid membrane organization; polyprenol biosynthetic process
Cellular component (GO): chloroplast stroma
Source: RefSeq, a predicted model, not a curated record
AUGAGGGAAAACAAAAUAAAAAGGAAAGUAGCUCCUCUCCCACGGGACUCCUCACUCUGCACCUCCGAAGCUGCUCCGCCGCCCUUAUAUGCCUCUGUAGGAAAUGCUACCGCUACCGAAGCUGCUCUGCCGCCCACUGCUUCCCUCCCUCAGGGACUCCUCAGAGAGUUGAUGCCCAACCUCUUGGCGGUCAUCAUGGACGGGAACCGGAGAUGGGCCAGGAUGGGAGGGUUGCCCGUCUGCUUGGGUCACGAAGCGGGUGUUCGGGCACUCAGAGGGCUUGUGGAGCUCUGCUGCAAAUGGGGGAUUAAGGUUCUUACCGCUUUCGCCUUCUCAGCCGAUAAUUGGUUUCGACCCCAAGCGGAGGUUGAUUUCUUGAUGGGCUUGUUUGAGAAGGGAUUGAAAGAUGACUUGAAAGUUCUUCUUCUGAGAGAGGAUAUUCGAAAUUCUGUGAUUGGAGAUACUUCUAAGCUUCCAAGGAAUUUAGAUGAAUCCAUAGCACAUGUGGAGAAAACCACAAUGAAUAAUCCAAGACUACAUGUUGUUGUGGCAGUAAAUUAUAGUGGAAAGCAUGAUGUAGUGCAAGCUUGUAGGAGGAUAUCUCAAAAGGUAAAGGAUGGUCUGAUUGUACCUGAAGAUAUUGAUGAGGUUCUAGUCGAGCAAGACUUAGAAUGUGCAGAGUUUCCUUGCCCUGAUCUACUUAUACGAACUAGUGGUGAGCUUAGGAUUAGUAAUUUCUUGCUGUGGCAGUUGGCCUAUACUGAACUUUUUUUCGCAGAAUCAUAUUGGCCUGAUUUUGGAGAAGUAGAGUUUAUUGAAGCUCUAUCUUCUUUUCAACAAAGACAGAGGCGAUAUGGUGGACAGAUUAUCUAACUUCGAAGAUGUUUUCUAGAUUUUGUUGGAUUAUUCAGGAUUCUGCUUGCAUUCAGGAGCAAGUGUAGGCUGAUGGGCAGAGUGAGCUAUAAAACCCCCAGCCUGUGCUGCAGUUCCUCCACAGAGUGAUACCUUUCAAGAUUAAAAAACAUCUGCAGAUUCUGUCUGCUAACCAAUUAUUUGCUUUCAAGGCAUCAGAAACCUCAACGAAACAGUUGUUAUGUCUUCUGGGUUUUGGUAGUGGGAAGGAGAGAGCAGUGGUGUUCUUGAGGAUACUCAUUACACAUAACUCCGGUAAUGGUAGCCACAGUGCAUAUUUGCUGCCCACGCUCCUCAAGGUUCACUCUUGUGUGUCCCAGAUGGUAGAAGAUCUUUGAACUUCUCCUGUGCCUGCUAUCAUAUUUAAAGUUGUUGACAUUAUCAGAUGGUGUGUCCCCAACCUGAUUGCAAACUUUGGACAACAGGCAUUGGAACAUUUGUUGGUUUAAGUUGACAAGAUCUUAUAUUACUAAACAGCCGUCUGAUUACCAGAAGAGAUAUAAAUAUUACACAUCCUACCUUGGAUUAAAGAGGAAGGCAAUUAAGAUCAGGAAAGCUUACAAGGUUGUGCGCUAGUUGGAAAAGCUUAUGUACCACGAGUGCAAUUUGACGGAUGUUGGAUUAUCAAAUCUACUUGCAAGAGUGCAAAGCUGGUUUGAGCCAAUUAUGUACGUUCGUUAUGUCUUUGAAGUAUUUGCAAUUCUAUUUUAUAUGUACUGCAGAAAGUGUUUAGGUAUUUCUGCUGAACAUAUAAUCAUCCAUAGCGUGUAAAGAUGUGGUGGAUGAUCUUGUCUUC